Molecule: messenger RNA, 3269 nt
Organism: Girardinichthys multiradiatus
Lineage: Eukaryota; Metazoa; Chordata; Actinopteri; Cyprinodontiformes; Goodeidae
Product: spectrin beta chain, non-erythrocytic 4-like
Exons: 14
Coding region: 725-3163 (812 amino acids)
Biological process (GO): actin cytoskeleton organization
Cellular component (GO): cell projection; cortical actin cytoskeleton; cell junction
Molecular function (GO): actin filament binding
Source: RefSeq, a predicted model, not a curated record
CCGGCACUGCAGUGCUGAUUGUGAUUGAACGCACACACGCAGGCACGCACAAACACACGCACACAGGAGCGUAGCUGAGAAGCACGUACUGCAGCGGCAUGCAGCAUCUGCGGCUCAACCAUUAAGGGACUGAAGGAAGCAGAUCGCAGGAGGGGAAAAAGAGUGCUGCCCUAGACCAUCCUGCAUGUGCACCUUAGCAGAGGUGAAAAUGAUGCAUUUCCAGAGUGGAUGGCUUAUGCUAUCCAGCUUCUUCUGCACUGCCUCUGCAUCCUGUUCACCCUGCUCCUCCCACUCCAACUCUUCCUCCUCCUCCUCUCUACACCAUCAUUAGACAGGACUACAGAUUGACUGGGACUGGCGAGCUGUGGAUGGUCAGGUUUUACCCCAGCUGAACGAUUCUUCUGUGGUUAUGCUACAUCUGCACCCUGACUGCUGGCAGGAUUGUAACUGAUUUCCGGAGCUAGAAUAUAGCAUCUAAACUUACAAAGAAUCUUGGAUGUGUGUGGUGUUCUAUACCAGUAUUGUCGCUGGUGCAUUUCCUCUUUUUUCUGCUAGUAUUUUUUGCCUUCUCAGAGACUGGCUAGCAGGCACUGCAGCAUCAGGACCGCAAGAUCCAUGAAGCGGUAGGGCAUGAGGACCCUGGGGCUACCCUAAGGAAGGGCUUGAGUACUUCCAUUGGUACCACUGCUGAGCUGAGCGUUUGGGACAGCAGGUGGAAGAGAAGAUGUUAAUGGCCCGAGACACAGCACGGGAUGAGGCUCAAAAGCUACACAGGAAGUGGCUGAAGCACCAGGCCUUUAUGGCAGAGCUGGCCCGCAAUAAGGAAUGGCUGGCCAAGAUAGAACAGGAGGGUCAGGAGCUGAUCCAGGAGAAGCCGGAGCUGCGUUCAGUCGUGCAGCAGAAACUAGAGGAGAUCAGAGAGUGCUGGUCUGACCUGGAGACCACAACAAAGGCCAAGGCCCGCCAGCUCUUUGAAAACAACAAGCCUGAGCCGGCGGUGAAGAGUUACUCCGACCUCGACAACCAGCUCUCUCACCUGGAGCAGCAGCCCCCCCAGCUGGAACAGGCACACCACCUGCCUACCUUCAAUGAGCAGCUCCAGAAAUUCCAGGCGAUCGAGUCUCAGAUAGGGGACUUCUAUAAGGAUGUGGGGGAGCUGGGAAGCUUGCAUGGCCUUAGCCUGCCCCAGCGAGGCCUAAUGGCAGGUGACAAGGAGGUCGGUGAGCAGUCGGGUGAGGUGGAAACCCGCAUUGUUCGCCUUAUUGAACCCUUGAAGGAAAGGCGCCGUAUCCUGCUGGCUUCCAAGGAAAUGCACCAGGUUGCCCAGGAUCUGGAGGAUGAAAUACUGUGGGUCCAAGAAAGGCUUCCUUUAGCAUCAUGUAAGGAUUAUGGGAAUAACCUCCAGAGUGUGCAGCAGCAUGUCAAAAAACACCAGACACUCCAGAGAGAGCUGACAGGGCGACGGGCUCGGAUUGAGGAGGUCUUGGAACGGGCUGCAAUCAUUGCCUCGCUAAGAACUCCUGAGGUGGACUUUGUGCGUGAUGGAGCGGGGCACGUGCACCAGCUGUGGGAGGUUUUGCAGCUGGAGACAGAAAGGCGUUCUGUGAUGCUAGAUGCUGCCCUACAGUCUCACCAGUAUUACAAUGAGGCCACUAAAGUGGAGUCCUGGCUGUCAGGGCAGAAGCUCCAUGUUGCUAAUGAAGAGAAAGGCACGGAUGAGGCAAGCACCCUGCAGCUACUGAAGGCCCACCUGGCUCUGGAGCAAACAGUAGAAACGUAUGCAGAGACAGUAGGCAUGCUCUCUCAGCAAUGCCAGCAAUUACUGGAACUGGGACACCCAGAUAGUGAGCAGAUUACCAAGCAGCAGUCCCACAUAGACAGGCUGUAUGUGUCACUGAAAGACAUGGUGGAGCACAGAAAAACCAAGCUGGAGCAACAGUACUGGCUCUACCAGCUCAACAAGGAAGUUGAGGAGUUAGAGAAAUGGAUCACUGAGCGUGAGGCUGUGGCAAGUUCUACUGAGCUGGGCAACGACCUUGAGGAAGUGACGGUGCUUCAGGAGAGGUUCACCAAGUUUGCCUCAGAAACCAAAAGCAUUGGUGAGCGGCGCAUGGAGCAAGUGAACAAAAUGGUGAACGAGAUGAUUGACUGUGGCCACUCAGAUGCAGCCACCAUCGCUGAGUGGAAAGACGGUCUGAAUGAGUCAUGGGCUGACCUCCUGGAGCUCAUGGAGACCCGCAGGCAGAUGCUGGCAGCAUCCCAACAGCUGCACAAGUUCUUUACUGACUGCAAAGAGGUCUUGGCUCAGAUCACAGGGAAGAUGAAGCAGCUGCCAGAGGUGAGGGCAUGCCAGGCCAACAUCACCAAUCCAGCUACCCUGCAGAGACUCAUGCACUCCUUCGAGCAUGCCCUUCAACUGCUAGUUGCACAGGUGAGGCAACUCCAGGAGAAUGCUGCCCAGCUCAGGACCAUCUAUGCUGGGGAAAAGGCAGAGGCCAUCAUGGUAAAAGAACAGGAAGUAAUGGAAGCUUGGAAGGAGCUGCUGAGUUCUUGUGAGGCUAGUCGCAUCCAGGUCACUUCUGUUACCGACAAGGUGCAGUUCUUCUCAGUGGUGCGUGAAAACCUAAUGUGGAUGGAAGGCAUAAUGGGUCAAAUAAGAUGGGAUGAGCCAAGGGAUCUGACAGCUCUGGAAGUGAUAAUGAAACAACACCAGGAUCUAAAAGCCAAAAUAGAUGGUCGCAGCAAAACCAUCCAACAGUGUGCAGACCUCGGCAAGAUUCUUAUAGCUGCAGGCAACCCUGCAUCGGAGGAGAUAGAAGAGAAGUUGGACAGCCUUCUGACAAAGCAGAAGGAUCUCGUUGAAAAAUGGGACAAACACCAAGAAAGGUUACUACGCAAGCAGGAACACUUCCAGUUCACCCAGGAGACAGUAAAAGCAGAAGCCUGGCUGAAAGCCAAGGAGCCGCUGAUCAGCUCGAAGCAGCAAGAGGGAGAAGAGCCCCAGGCCCAAACAGAUGAGGUUGAGCAGCUCAUACUUCGCCAUGAGGCCUUCCGCAAGGCGGCUGUAACCUGGAAAGAACGCUUCAGCUCCCUCCGCCAGCUUUCUGCUGUAAGAUUUACUGUAGACAAAGGUUUAAUCAUGUUCAGUUUAGCCACAGUUUAACGCUGCUACAGGAAAAAUAUGACCAUGGGAUGCUGUAUUUGCUUAGCAGACAUCUGUACAUGCCAUCAGUUGCAUCAUUAAAUGCAUCCUGUGAUGAAUGCAUGUC